Maudiozyma barnettii is the source of this 1743-nucleotide messenger RNA. RefSeq lists its product as uncharacterized. The record is from RefSeq and is a predicted model, not a curated record. Gene Ontology annotation, cellular component: cohesin complex; synaptonemal complex. Gene Ontology annotation, molecular function: protein binding; chromatin binding. The transcript has a single exon. The coding region runs from base 1 to 1743 and encodes 580 amino acids. Lineage: Eukaryota; Fungi; Ascomycota; Saccharomycetes; Saccharomycetales; Saccharomycetaceae. Gene Ontology annotation, biological process: synaptonemal complex assembly; mitotic sister chromatid cohesion; replication-born double-strand break repair via sister chromatid exchange.
AUGUUGAAACUAACAAAUGACAGUGGGCCUCUGGCCCAGAUAUGGCUGGCAUCAAAUAUGACAAAUAUUCCUAGAGGAUCUGUUCUUCAGACUAGUAUUGCCGAUUCGGCAAAGGAGAUUGCAGAAGUAUCUGGUUGCGAUAAUCCUGAGAAUACCAUAGAUACACAGGGAAAUAAAUAUGUUACAUUACGUACGUCAGGUGAACUGUUACAAGGUAUUGUCCAGGUAUAUACCAAACAAGCUGGCUUCUUACUUGGAGAUAUAAAGGAUAUAUUAACGAAGAUUAGUUCUUUAUUUAAAAUGAGUUCUAGAGUAGGAAUCACUAUCAAUAAAUCGAAUACCAUCACAAGGAUAGAAACAAUCAUUCUGGAGGAUACUGUUACAGAAAACGAAGUUUUGCUUACACCAAGCUUAGAUUUUUUAUUUGAAUCAAGUUUAUCUGCGACAGAAGGAAAUGGUAAUAAUAGGAGAUAUAUACAAGGUGUGGCUACCAGUACGGCAGCUGCUUGGGAUACAUCUGUAGAAGUUGGUAGACAAUACGAUUUAAACAAUAAUGAAUAUAGUAGCAAUAACUCAAUUCUAGAUUUGAAUUUUGAUAUAAAUGAUGGUCCAUUAGCCAUCGGAGAUGAGGGUACUAGAACCACAAGCACAGGCGAAAUGUCUUCAAUGGGUACCAGCCAUGUGCUUCCUAAUAAUGACGAUAAUUUACCAAUCGAUGACGAUUUCGCAAAUAACUGGAACUUUGGUAUUGACGGUGAAAAUCUGAAGGAUUCCUCUAUUGAAGUUGGUAGGAGAGCUGAAAGUUCGGUCCUGGAAGAAGAACAUACAGAGUUUGGAUUUGAUCUUGGUCUAGAUAAAGAGCCCAUGGAAGCUGGAGAUGAUGAAGAAGAUCUUGAAAUACAACCUGUUACAUUUACUCAAUCACGUGUAAUGAGGUCACAAAACCUGAACCCGGCUCUAACCAAUACAGCAAGAAUCAUAGUAGACGAUGAACGUGCACUAUCCAAAAAGGAAUUAUAUAUCAUCACUACCAAUACGGAACUAACACAAAACCAUAACAACCGAACUACAAGUAACCAUUUGACCAAAAAGAGGACGUGGACUGAAGUCGAUCUAGAUGUAUCAUAUCUAGCUUCAGGUAUUGUAGAUAAUUUGUUGUCCUACAGAAACAUUAAGAAACCAAGAAUAGAAAAUGAGGAGAAUAUAACGGAGGAAAUCCACCCUCUUGAUUUACAAGAAGAAUCUUUUAAUAACUUCGAAAUGAUUAAUGACAACUUUGAAAAUAUGGAUGAUAAUAUGUCGGCAGAACAUGACGAACUCAUCUCUAAGAGUGUACCAUACGACAACCAAGAGAUCCUGAAAGAUAACGCCAAUACACGUAUUCUUGAUGACCUUUCACAAUCAGCAGAAAAUAGUUAUAUUUUACAGUCAAAUGAUCCGGUAAAGCUAACCUCAGGCGAGAUAGCAACCAAAAAUACAAUCAGCUUGGCAAAUACAUUACGUAACGAAUUUACAGAUUCUGAGGUAACUUUUUCUACCAUUUUAACGAAACAGCAAGAAGUAGCAAACAAAGGAAAUUCACGUGAUUCUGUAAUUCCAAAUAGAAAAGAUGCUACUAAAUGCUUCUUUGACAUGCUGAUGCUGGCUUCAGAAGACUGUAUCACCCUUCAGCAGUCAGAAUCGUUCGGGGACAUUUCAUUGACCUUGAAAGAUUCGCUAUACUACAAAUUCAUCCUUGCAUAA